GGAAGAAGAGAAACAGUGAUGGGGUUAAAACAGGAAGAGGAAAGACUGUGAUGGGGUUAGAAACAGGAAGAGGGGAGACUGUGAUGGGGUUAGAAACAGGAAGAGGAGAGACAGUGAUGGGGUUAAAACAGGAAGAGGAAAGACAGUGAUGGGUUUAGAAACAGGAAGAGGAGAGACUGUGAUGAUAUUAGAAACAGUAAGAUGAGAGACUGUGAUGGGGUUAGAAACAGGAAGAGGAGAGACAGUGAUGGGGUUAAAACAGGAAGAGGAAAGAGAGUGAUGGGUUUAGAAACAGGAAGAGGAGUCACUAAAGGGGUUAGACACAGGAAGAAGAGAUGGAGGAAAGACAGUGAUGGUGAUUAUGAUAAUGAUGACGAGGAGCUGCAGUGGAAAGCUGUAACCAGGAAAGUGAUGUAACAGCGAUGAGUUGCUUUCACAUUGAAGCCCACUCCUUAACUCCCACAGAGGGGAGGAGAGGUUGGAGAGAGAUAAUGGAAUUGAGAGAGAGGAGGAGAGGGAGAGAGAGUUGAGUGGGCGAAAGAGAGCAGAGAGCCUGUGAGAUAGAGGGACAGAGUAGAGAAAUCACUCUGUUUCACAGUACAGAAGCAGAACUGGCAGUUUUGUUUUCUGUCAUAUGUAGUUUGAAAUCCUUUUCUGACGGAUUUUAACGCAGCAUCUGUCAAUGGAGAAAGGGUCCACUUGACACACUGGAGUACCAGAACAGUGAGUGUGUGUAGCAGUGAGUGUAUCUGGCAGUGAGUGUGUGUGUGUGUGUUUAUGAGACGGGUGUGCUGAUGAGUGUAUGUGUGAUUCAAGAGAGGGCACAGGUGCCCUCCACACUGGAUCUCAGCCAUCGGGGUUGCCAUGACAACAGUGACCCAGAAUGCAACAGCAGCAGAGAGUGGUCACCUGACCUGCAAGGCGACGUGGACUUUAUGGAGCAGAGGAGUGUUACACACUCUCCACACAGCCCGGCUUUUAAGGCUGAGCUGGAGGGGGUAUUUGGUCACCUGAACAAGGGCAGCGAGUUUCUCACAAAUAUCACAAACCUCAUCAACUCUCAGAGCCAGAAUGCAGUGUGCUUUGUGAAUGAUCUGUACCAAGCAGGUUGCUAUGGUUACUCUGGUCUGGAACGGCAGAAUCGCUGCAAACUGGCCUCUCUACACAGACUUCUGCACCUGUACGGAUGGUCCAGCCUCACGCACACACACACCACUACACGUGUUAGUAAGGGGGUGGAUCAGCUCCUCACUCUUCCCCUGGGACUCUCCUUCUCUGAGGCUACGGCUGCCAGUCUGGUAAAAGUGGAUUUGUCAGGGCGUGUGUUAGACAGUGGCUCCUCAGGCCAGGCUGUUCUGGGAUCAGAGCUCCAUCUGCACACACACAUUUACUCCUGCCGACCUGAAGUCCGCUGUGUCAUACACACUCACACUCCUGCUACUGCUGCUGUCUCGUCCAUGAAGUGUGGAAUCCUGCCCAUAUCCCAUGAUGCUUUGCUUCUGGGUGAGGUGUCAUAUUUCAGCUUAGCAGGAAAUUAUGCAGAGGAGAGGGAGGAGCUUCAGAGGGCCCUGGGACCAACUGCAAAGGUGUUGGUGCUGGGAGGUCAUGGUGUUUUGGCAUUGGGGGAGACCCUGGAGGAGGCCUUCCAUAACAUCUACCACUGCCAGCAAGCCUGUGAGAUUCAGGUGAAUGCCUUAUCCAGUGCUGGUGGAGUGGACAAGCUACUGCUACUGGACAGAAAUAAAUAUAAAGCACUCUCAGACACACACACACCCUCAGACACACACACACACACACCCUCAGACACACACACCUCUUUGUGCGAGCCAGACGGGCAGGUCAGCUGGAGGACGGGAGAGGCGGAAUUUGAGUCCCUCAUGAGAAUGCUCGACAGCCUGGGUUACCGGACAGGCUACACCUACCGGCACCCUGUGGUCAAGGAGUUGCCCCGGAGCCGAAGUGCAGUGGAGAUCCCCGCCGCCGUAACCUCCAGGGGGCCCGACAUCGAGGCGGUGUUUCCAUGGAGACCAGUUGAGGGAUUGGAUCGACAGCAACAAGACAGAACGCUGUGGCUCACCUCACCCAACAGCUACCUGAAGCUUACUGUGCCACAGACAUCUCGCACCACGUGGAAGAGAGCUGAGGACUCCAGCAGCUGCAGAGGCACCCCCAUCCGCAUCAUCCACCCCAACCAGUUUGUGCCCCUGAACACCAACCCCUCUGAGGUUCUUCAGAUCAGGACCAAGAUCCGAGAGCAGCACUGGGUUGAGGUUAUGACAGCAGGACCCCAAUCCCAGCUGCUGGCUGGAGUGCCGCCUGACCAGAAACCAGGACCGGCUUUCAUUUAUGAGGAUGAGCUGGACGAACCCCUCCCACCAAACCCCUUCAGCCAAUCAGAAGCUGACCUGGAAGAAUACAAAAGCCUAGUAGAGCAGCAUCAAAGUCAGCAAGAUGGCGAUGAUGCAACUGAAGCAGAAGAGAUCAGCACAUUUGAAGGGUCAACCCUGUCUCUCUCUCUCUCUCCACUCUAUAGCCCUGUGAAAGAGGAGGGAACACCACCUCUUGCAGACCUUGAACAUGACCUUAGUGAGUGCAUCGCAAACCUCAGCGUCACCAUGGACCUGGAAGUCACCAUCGCCGAGCCAACACUACAGCCCCCAGAGAGUGACCAGCUGGCACCCGACGCCCCCACUGCCACAUCCCCAACACCCCCCUCUGCCACAUCCCCAACACCCCCCUCUGCCACCCCCCUCACUGCCACCACCCCCACUGCCACACCCCCAAUGCCACCCCACCCACUGCCAACCAACCUGAAGCAUCCAAGAAGAAGAAGAAGUUCCGCACCCCGUCCUUCUUCAGGAGGAACAAGAAGAAAGGGGGAGAUGGCUAACAGGAAAUCAGAAACAAACUCUUAACAUUGUGAAGAAUCAGACCAUCCCGCCCAAAACACACACACACACACUUA
Messenger RNA from Clupea harengus (Atlantic herring), 2965 nucleotides. RefSeq names its product adducin 3 (gamma) b (gene add3b). Gene Ontology annotation, cellular component: plasma membrane; postsynaptic density; cytoskeleton. NCBI's taxonomy places the organism in Eukaryota, Metazoa, Chordata, Actinopteri, Clupeiformes, Clupeidae. Gene Ontology annotation, biological process: barbed-end actin filament capping. Gene Ontology annotation, molecular function: actin filament binding. The record is from RefSeq and is a predicted model, not a curated record.